AUGGAUUCUUCUACUUCCAACUCUGCUCCUUCUUCUUACCAAGACAAUGACACUAUUGCCAAGCCUCCCAAGUUUAACAAAAACAAUUUUUCUAUGUGGAAAAGUCGCAUGACACUCUACCUUGAGGGUGUUGAUAGUCAAUAUCUCUCUAUCCUUAAGGAUGGACCCAUUCUUCCUAAAGUAUGGCUUCGUCAUGGAAAGAACAAAGACGAAGGUAAGUCUUCAAAUGAUUCUAAUGAUGAUGAAGAGAAAUCUGAUUCUACUGGAAUGUUCAUCAUCAAAGAUCCUUUUCAGUACAAUGAAGACGAUAAAAGAAAAGUUUCCUUGGAUACCAAGGUAAGGGCUAUCAUUGCCCUCUCUCUUCCUGAUGAUGUCUUCCACUCCCUGGUAAACCUCUCUACUGCCAAGGACAUGUGGAACACUAUAUUUGUUCUGUAUGAAGGAACCAUCGAAGUAAAGAAAAGCAAGAAGAUUGACCUCGUUAGGCAAUAUGAGCUCUUUGUGCAUGGGAAAGGUGAAUCUCUCACUGAGUACUACAACAGGUUUAAUAGCCUUCUCAAUGAUCUGAAGUUUCAUGGCAGAGUCUAUGAAAAUGAAGAAGUCUUGUGUAAGUUCAUGGACUGUUUACUAGACUUCUGGGAAAACAUCUGUACUUGUAUCAAGACAAGUAAAUAUCUUGAAAAUAUGCCUCUUAUUGCUCUUUAUGGAACUCUCCAUAAUUAUGAGCAAACCAAGCUUCUCAAAAAGACAUUAUUAAAGGAUCCCAAAACUUCUUCUCCUGUUGCCCUUCUCUGCAAUGAUACGAGGAAGCCAGUCAGUGAACCUCGUAUCACUUAUCUGACUGACACUGAAGAUGUUGCUGUCAUAAAAGAAGAACUUGCUGAAAGCCAUGCUGAUGAUGCUGAUGAUGAGGGUGAUGAACCCUCAGUUAAUGACUUGGCUGACAACAUGGCCAUGAUGGCUACCAACUUCAAAAGGUAUGCCAAAAAGGGCUCUUCUACCUUCUCUCCCAAAUCUAAGGUCACCGACCGAAGAACCUUAGAUCAAUCUAAGUCGGCUCCUCUUGAUCUGUCCAAUGAGGAGUGCUUCAACUGUAGUAAGAAAGGUCACUUUGCUGCUGAGUGCAAAAGCAAAAUGAUCUCUAAGCGUCAUCCUUCUCAUCCCUCUAGCCGAUCCUCUCAUGAUAAGUACAAGGCAAAAUACAAGAGAGAAAAGGCAAAGAACCUGAGCCUUCAGAGAAAAGGUAAGGGUCUCAUCGCUGAGACUCAUGACUGGAUUGAUGAGUCAACCUCUUCCUCCAAUGAUAAGGACAUGGCACAUAUGUGUCUUAUGGCCAACAUCCAGGAGAUAGAAGACUCUGUCAAGAACUCCUCCUCUACUGCUGCUGCUGAUCUACCUUCUACCUCCAAGGAUGCCAAAGACCUGGUCAAACCAAAGAAAGUAAAGAACUUGUCCUCUCUCUCUGAAUCUGAAAAGGUUCAAGCUUAUGAUUCUUUAUCUGUUGAUCUUUACAAUGCUAGAUCUGCUAAGAGAAAGCUGACCUUGAAAUCAAAAGUCUAA
Molecule: messenger RNA, 1560 nt
Organism: Cynara cardunculus var. scolymus (artichoke)
Lineage: Eukaryota; Viridiplantae; Streptophyta; Magnoliopsida; Asterales; Asteraceae
Exons: 1
Coding region: 1-1560 (519 amino acids)
Molecular function (GO): zinc ion binding; nucleic acid binding
Source: RefSeq, a predicted model, not a curated record